Amphibalanus amphitrite is the source of this 4665-nucleotide messenger RNA. RefSeq names its product endothelin-converting enzyme homolog (gene Nep3). Lineage: Eukaryota; Metazoa; Arthropoda; Thecostraca; Balanomorpha; Balanidae. The coding region runs from base 262 to 2583 and encodes 773 amino acids. Gene Ontology annotation, biological process: protein processing. The transcript is spliced from 15 exons. Gene Ontology annotation, cellular component: plasma membrane. The record is from RefSeq and is a predicted model, not a curated record. Gene Ontology annotation, molecular function: metalloendopeptidase activity.
UGAUUGCCUGGACGGUCGGACCAGCCGGCCGGCGGCAGAGGUGUCUCGACUGCGCGCCCGGUCGGCGCUGCGCGGACGCCGCAGUCAGCGGGGAUGGGUACGUCGCCGUCGGUGGCCAGACAGUGACCUUGACACGUACUCAGUGCUAGUGUGACCAGGUCAGGUUGGAGAGAGAAGAACGCAGCCGUCGUCGCCGACGCUGACUCGACGGCCGCCGCUCCGCGCCGGACGCUACACCAGGAACCAUCCAAGACGGACCCGAUGAUCAAGUAUAACCUGACCGAGUUUCCGGACGAUCAGGAUGGCGAGUGUCCGCUGGAUCCCGUCAACACGGGACGGACACACGUCCGCUUCCACUCGGGCAAGUCGAUCUGGGCGAGCCGGAGCACGCUGGAGAAGGUGCUGGCCGUGCUCUGUCUGGUGCUGCUCGCCAUCGUCGUGCUGCUCGUCGUGCUGAUGGCCAAGCAGGACCAGAACAUCAUGUACCUGCACCUCGGCCACGACAUGGCACACGAUCACAAGGACGUAUGCCUGUCUCGGGCGUGUGUGGACGUGGCUGCGUCUAUCCUGUCGGCAGCAGACUUCACUGCCGACCCGUGCCAAGAUUUCUACCAGUACGCGUGCGGCGGCUGGGUUAAGGCCAACCCGAUACCCCACGGUCAGAGCACGUGGGGAACGUUCGGCAAAUUGUGGCAGCAAAACCAGCUCGUCAUCAAAAACGUACUCGAGUCACCACCCGAAGAGCUGGCCAAUGACGCCGAGCGGAAGGCACAGACCUACUACCGUUCCUGUGUGGACUCAAACGGCACAGCCGAGGCGCGCGGCGGAACACCGCUUCUGGAGCUCAUUGAGCGCAUCGGUGGCUGGAACCUGACCGGAUCAAACUGGAGCGCAGGCAGCUGGGACUUCCAGCGGACCCUGCAGCGUCUGCACAACGAGUUCAACGCCGGGCCGCUCUUCACCUGGAGUGUGGUCGAGGACGACAAAAAUUCGUCCAGCUACGUCAUACAGGUGGAUCAGGGGCGUCUGACUCUGCCGUCGAGGGACUACUACAUCAACAAAACGACCGCGGACGACCACGUGCUGGCUGCCUACCUAGACUACAUCACAAAGGUUGCCGUGCUGCUGGGUGGUAACGAGGAGGAGGUGCGGCGUCAGGCCAAUGACGUCAUCCGUCUGGAGACGGAGCUGGCCGAGAUCAUAACGCCGUCCGAUGAGCGUCGCGACGAGGAGGCCAUCUAUCACAAGAUGACCAUUGCCGAACUGCAGGAGACGGCGCCGCUGGUGGACUGGUUUGUUUUCUUCCAAGACGCCUUCAGCCAGGUGAAUGUGACACUACCUCACAACCUUCAAGUGGUCGUGUACGCACCCGAGUACCUCUCCAAGCUGUGCGACUUACUCAAGGAGAAGUACUUGUCAACGCUGCGAGGAAAAGUCAUCCUCAACAACUACAUGAUGAGCAAGUCGGGCGGCGGUCUGGUGCGCUGUCUCAGCAAGGCGUUCCGCGACGCCUACAAGAUGCUGCGUAAGGCGUUGGUCGGCACUGACGAGGACGAGGAGACCUGGCACUAUUGCGUCGACGACACCAACGCCGUGCUCGGCUUCGCGUCCGGCGCCAUGUUUGUGCGACAAAACUUCAAAAGCGCCUCCAAGCAGCUGGCAGAAGAGAUGAUUGAAGACGUGCGUACUGCUUUCAUUGAAAACACCAAAAAGCUUCAUUGGAUGGAUGAGGAGACGAGGAGAAAGGCAGAGGAUAAAGCAGAGGCCAUAACGAAGAUGAUGGGUUUUCCACCGGAAAUAUUGGACUCUGACUAUCUGAAUGACAAGUACGCCCUGCUGGAGGUCAAAGAAAACGAAUACUUUGAGAACAAUAUACGGUUCAGCAAGUUUGCACUGAUAAAAAAUCUAAUGAAAUACGGACAGCCCGUAAAUAAAACAAGGUGGGACAUGACGCCGCCUUCGGUGAACGCCUACUACUCUGCGUCACACAACAUGAUCGUGUUCCCGGCGGGCAUCCUUCAGGCGCCCUUCUACGACCCUCAGUACCCGAGGUCGCUCAACUUCGGAGCCAUGGGCGUCGUCAUGGGCCACGAGCUGACGCACGCCUUUGACGACCAGGGUCGAGAGUAUGACAAGUACGGCAACAUGAACCAGUGGUGGAACAACGCGACCAUCAACCGCUUCAAGGAGCGCACCAAGUGCAUGGUGGAGCAGUACUCGCAGUACAAGAUCGGCAACCUCACGGUCAACGGACGCCAGACGCUAGGUGAAAACAUCGCGGACAACGGCGGUUUGAAGGCGUCGUUUGACGCGUACCGGCUGUACCGCAAGGCCCACGGAGAGGAGGUGCCACUGCCCGGCGUCAACCUCACGCACUCGCAGCUCUUCUUCCUCAGCUUCUCACAGGUGUGGUGCUCGGCGGCGACCCCGGAGGCGGAGCGGGUCACGGCCCUGAACGACGGCCACGCGCCGGCCCGGUACCGCGUCAUCGGCACGCUCUCAAACUCUGAGGACUUCGCCCGAGAGUACCGCUGCCCGCUCGGGUCGAACAUGAACCCGAACAGCAAGUGCCAGGUCUGGUGAGCGGCCAGGAAGGAGGUACGGCUAGCGUCGGAGAGUGACGGCCAAGAGGCAGGGAUGGUCAUGCCAUGCGAGUGGAAGGCGCAACGCCGUAGGGUAGGCGGGAGCAAAGUAGCUUCGGACGAGAGGAUGGGAUAGUCCCAGCGGCAUGAGGAACGAUAAAAUGCGCAGCUGCUUCCUGAGCUGUGGUAGGGGCUGUACGUGCGUAGGGAGGUCCAAUGCCAGGGUAUGGAUGAAUCUAGGUGCGAGUGUUUCUUGUGUAGUGGGCUUUGGUAGCGGCCUGUAUUGGAAUGAGGGCUGGACGAUCAUCAGGUGGUCUUCAAAGUUCAAUCUUCACUAACUGAAACGAUGGUUCACCAUCGGAGGCCUCAGAAUCCAAAAGCGUCCAUCCCCGGGCACAAAUCCCAACAUACCAUCUCCAAAAUGUAAAGGUGUGUGGUCCAGGAACUACCCUAAAAUCCACGAUGGGAACUUCGGACACGGGUUCGAUGAGCGAAACAUACCCACUGGGUUUCUCACAAGGUCGUGUAUGAGGGGACGCGGAUGCUCGAUGCCAAACACUGGGCGUGUGUGUGUGUGUUUGUGUAUGACACCUCGUGUAUAUGACGCCGGCAGCAGCGCCACCGAUGCUAGUCUCAACCCAGCGCCCAUUCCGGCGGUGUUUGUAGAAAGUUCUCGCCACCAUCGCGAGCUGCUCUCUUUGUUAUCAGUCUAGACACACGGCGAGGCCGUAGAAACAACAUCCGCGUCCGCGGUUGUUUACUAGAGCGCUCGUGUAGCGCGGUGGAUACCAAAGUCGAUGACCGUUCGAGCUGAGCAGGCUGUUAGAUGGGCACCGCACGCCGGUGCCCCUGGUGUCAUUCUAGUCCUGUUGGUAAGCGUUUGUUAACCGACGAUACGUGUUGUGUAGCGAAUAUCUUACUGGACAUUGACGUAGGUCCUCCUUUGCGGGAGGAAUCGACAAGCUGGACGUUCAGGCUUGUGUAAAUACGCGUAACGCCCACCCAGUGGAUAUGCUUGCGAAAUAUAUCGGUAUGGUUUAGGGAUAAUUCACGAGGUCGAUCACCAGUGAAUUAUAAAUUGAACGUAAACGUUGUGGCGUUUCAUGCAUUGUGCCCACUUGGUCGGAUGCUUUUAGAGUUCAGACGUUUUUAAUGUUUAGUUUCAGGUGCUUUGCUAGGAGCUCCAAAAGAAAGCGGUGCUUUUUGGUGGCAGGUUAUGCCUUUUGUCAUUUAUGACAAGAAGGUAUAGGGCAGGUAUAGCCUAGUUUUGAGCGAAGCGUUAUGAUUUGUCAUCCCUAUGUAGAUAAGCUGUGCCAGCAUUGGUACAGGUCAGAUACAAAAAGGUAAAUGUGAAAGGUUACGUUUCAAACAUUUCAGUUUCAUACGUUCAAUGUCAUACGUAGCAUUUCAAAAGCUGGCUGCAUAGCCCUGUUUAUUGACUAAAUGCAGGGUCGCACACCUAAUUAUAUUUCAUUGCACACUUCAUGUCUUGACAUGCAUUCGUAACCCAAGGUGAUGAAGGAACACGUCAUUUUUUGUGAGGACAGUACUUUUAGCAGGUCAAUCCCUCAAUCUAAAAAAUUGCCACAAAUUUUUGUUGAAACAGUCAUGGAAAUGCGCUGAGAUGGAAUCGCUUUGCAUUGUUGCUUUUGCUUUUGCAGGUUACGUAUAAAUUUAUUUGCUCGGAACAUACCUACGCUUAAAUUCUAGGGAGCAAUCAUGAGAUUAGGCGCCUUAGCUGUAACUUGUAGCCUUCCAAUACUUUGGAAAACGUGAUUGCUUUGUUUUCAGUCAGAGCUUGAGCCUCUGGCACACCCCUUGACCUUUUUUUGUUAUGCUACCUUCUUUUAAAUAGGUAUGUCUCACAGCUACCGUCAGCUUAUGGCACACAUCAUUCUGUUUUGCAUCAUUAUGUGGUCGCUUGAGAGCGGAUAUGAGCACUGUGUAAUUAUUAUGAGGUGACGUUGUAUACGCAUGUUGCAUAUCCUCGAGUCCAAUGGUACUGUUGUAAUAUUUUGCGAGUCGCAACUCUGUGUUUUACGGCUGCAAACAUUCGUGUGCGUGAAAAUAUAUUUUUGUGGUU